Messenger RNA from Linum trigynum, 3691 nucleotides. Lineage: Eukaryota; Viridiplantae; Streptophyta; Magnoliopsida; Malpighiales; Linaceae. The record is from the annotation of a GenBank genome assembly.
CUAAUGCAAAUUGUCUCUAAUUAUUUGCUUGUAAAGCCUAGUUUUCUUGUAGUGGUAUAAGGCACAGAUGGUUUAGAGUGUCCAUGGUUAGGGUAUAUAAGGUAUUGAUGGUUUUGACGGUUCAAGUUUUUUAUUAACAUAUGUUCACUUGAAGUUAUUUGAAGUCUUUGACCACAUGAGAUCCCUUUUUAAUCUAUGUUUAAGGUACGUGGUUAGGGUAUAUGGUUUAGAGUAUAAGGUAUAUGUAUAUGUAUAUGAUAUAGCAAAGAUCUAUUUUUUAUCUAUAUUUUGAAAAUCAAAGUCCGAAAAUCACUUUAAAUUAACUAUGGUUAGGGUAUAGGGUAUGUGGUUAGUGUAGGGUACAUGGUCAGUGUAUAAUGUUUGAUGGUUUACGGUAUACGAUCAACAACAUAUACUAACUUAAUAUUGUCGAUUGAGGCAAGGAUUAAGUGCAUAGGUAUAUGUUAUUGAGUAAGUUAUGAAUGAAGUCACAACAAUUUUAAAAAAUUUGAUAGUUAAUCUUUAGCAGUUCAAUAUUUAAGGUAAUUCAAACAAUUUUACAAAUAACUCGUUUAACAACAUUUUACUGAAGUUUUUGGGCAGUGAGUUAUUUCAAAAUAACUCCUUUUACCGCUAUGAUUUUGCCAAAUACCACACGUCAAAUACAAAAUUUGCAUGGUUCUAUCAAAUGAGAUACUUUAAUCCAAUUACUACUGAAAUAAUACUAAAAUACCAAAUAAACAAUUAAUGGUGUUUAUUGGUUACAAAUGUUGAUAUCACCAUUACUAUAUUUAGCUAGUGUACUUUACCAAUUGCGAUUGAUUACAUGACAAGUUUGCAAGUGAUACAAAUUGAUUCAAUAUUUUGACUAUCUUUUUAAAAAUUUCAAGUACAUAUACGAGGUAGAAAGAACUUGGUUAAAAAUUGUGAAAAAAUGUCUAAAUUGGUAACAAUUAAUGGGUAAGUAACUCGAUGCACUGACCCAAAAAACCCGCAACCAGAUCCGCCCGCAACUUGCCCGACCCAAAGCCCGAUGAACUCGCAAACCAAUUGAACCCAGCCCUAACCCGCCUGAUUUUCACCUGUUUAGAUCUUCUUUAUAUUGUGCUGUAUUAUUAUUAAAUGGUCCUGUUCUUUUAUGCUUUUCAUGAUGACCAUGCGUAGGUCUGUUGGAACAGGACUGGUUUCAAAGGCCAAUUUAUAUAAUAAUUCCUUUCAUUGCAAGAAGAAUAGGAAGAGUACGACAAUUAAUUAACUAAAUCUUCAAGUAAGUAAGUGAAGGUAAAAAAGUAUUUACCUUUCUUGAAUGUGGCAAGAUUGUCAAAGGGGAAGGGAAUUUGUAGGUUGCCGAGGUUAUGUGCCAGGAUGGGGGCGUUGGUGUGAUUCAAAGGUUAGUUAGUGGUUCGACCCGGCUACAUGUAGUGUCAUUAAGGAAAUCUCUCUAUCCCUUAGGGAUGUUGAGGAUCGGCUUGUCUGGCAUGGUACGCCGGAUGGUGUUUUCACUGUGAAAUUAGCCUAUCACCUGGUAGUUAAUAAGAGUAAAAAGGAUGGGCGAUGGCGGGCCUCGGUCAGUUGGAUGGAUAGGGGAAGCUGGAUCAAAUUGUGGGAUGCUAAUAUCCCCUAAAUUGAAGGUGUUCUUCUGGCAAAUUUUCAAUCGGAUCCUCCCCACGACGGAAGCGCUUCGGGAAAAAGAUGUCCAAGUCCACCCUAGGUGCCCAGUUUGCUGGGCGGAAUCCGAGACGAUGGAGCACUUGUUUCUUGAGUAUCCGGUGGCUAGGGCGUUGUGGGAUUUUGCGGGCUUAGAAUACCUUGGGCAAGGACUUCCUCGUCAUACUUUUCCGCUUUUCCUGAAGCGGCUAUUGCUAAUCAUUCAUCAGUCCCCAUUGUUUAUGGUUGUGGCUGCGGUACUUUGGAGAAUCUGGCGUUCUCGAAACUGGGUUGUCUUUGAGGGCAAGCAGUUUGGGUUCCCAGCUUUAAUGAGGCAAUAUCAUUAGCAGAUUCAGGAAUGGUUGAACCUUCCAGUGGAAGAGACGAGGAGGUUUUCCUGUCCCCCCUGCGUCGCCGGUAGUGGUGCUCCCCCCGAGUGGGCUGGUCUGUAGGUGGGAUGGGGCGACUAAGCAGGGCUCUCAUUCAGCAAGAGGUUUUGUUGUGAUGGACAGUAGAUGGGGGUCCUUUUGGCUAAGGGUGUUCGGUUUGAUGGGAUUGAUGAUCCUCUGGUUGCCGAAAUGCUCAUGAUUCGGGAGGCUAUUUCUUGGUGCAUUUCGUCUAACUUUUUGGAGGUGAAAUUGGAAGGUGAUUCCAAGGUGUUUAUUGAUAAAUCAAUCAAGGGAUCACAAGGGAUAGUCGGAUUGGCACCUUGCUGGUUGAAGUGGUGGAGUGUUUAGCGCUUAAUAGGGGGCUUGCUGUACGAUUUGUAGGUCGGUAUAAUAAUAGGGUAACCCAUUUGGUGGCUAAGAAGGCCCUUCAUUUGUACCUAACUAUGAGUCGUUCUUUUGAUUAUCUGGCCUGGCUGCGCUCCAGGGUGUUUUUUUUAUCAAAAUAUGAUUAUCUUUUGUAAAAAAAAAAGAAUGAAAGUGCACUUAGCCUGGGUUGGUGGAAAUAUAAAAUAAUUGCAUGAAGGUGUCUCAUGAUAUCUGUGAGAAGAUGCGAAAAAAUCUCAAGGAUUUUGAUGAUAAGAAUAAGCAAAAGGCAGCAGUAAAAAAAGCAUUUAGUGAGAAUUAUGAAGAGGGACAACAUAUUGGUGAAAAAGAAACUAUUAAUGUUGAAACUCUUGUCCCAUGUUCCUCUUCAAAAAGACUUCUUUUGAAAACAUAGACUCAUGCCAGGUUGAUAGGAUUGAUGAACAUUUUGCUCCAAGAAUAACUUCUGGAUCUCAACCAGGACUUAAAAGUGUCUUGGCUAGUAAAGAAAUUACGUUAAGAGCACGACUAACUAUUGCCAAGUGGUUCUAUGAUGCAUGCUUUGCUUUCAAUGCAAUUCAGUCUCCUUACUUUUAGCCAAUGAUUUAUGCUACUCCUGGGUUUCGAAUGACCUUCUUAUAAUGAUAUAAGGGUUAAUUUGUUGAGUGAUUGCAAGAAAGAGUGUGAUUUGCUUGUUGAAAAAUUGAGAAGUGACUGGAAAGAAUUUGGUGCACAUUGAUGGCAGAUGGUUGGGUUGACCAGAGGCAGAGAAGUUUGAUUAAUUUUCCUGUCUAUUUCCCGACCGAUAUGCUCUUUGUGAAAUCUUUUGAUGCAUCUGAUAUAGUCAAGGAUGCUCAUAACAUCUCCAUGUUGUUAUGUGAUUGAAUGGAUUGGUUCUGAAAAUGUGGUGCAUAUGGAGACUGAUAGUGUAGCAAAUAUGGUAGCAGUUGGGAGGAAGAUAACUAGCUAGCGAAUAUGAUAACAUCUAUUGGUCCCCUUGUGUUGCUCAUGCUCUGAAUUUGAUGCUAAUAGACAUAUGUUCUCUGGGUGGAAUAGAUAACCUUGCUCAUCGUGCAUCUAGAUUGACUAUUUUUAUGUACAAUCAUCUUCCUUUGUUGAACUGGUUGAGGAAAAGACCUAAAUGGAUGGAGAUUGUAAGAGCAACAACUACUCGCUUUGCUAGUACAUUUAUCACUCUUCCUAGCAUCAUUGAGCAGCAGGGUUAUUUGCAAGCUUUGAUGGUGAAUGAGUUCUUUAGAGACCACAAACUCUAAAAAACAAAGGAUUUUGGA